UCAGAGGAAGAAGCAGUACCAGGCCCUCACACUCUCUCCUGGUUUAUUAAGGCUUUCUCUCAGGCUCCUUCAGCAGAUAUCAUGGCGAUGGCUCAGGGACCUUUUCUUGUAGGAACAGCACCACCGUUCGCUCCAGUCCCCAACCCAGGAGUCACUCAACCGCAGCAGCCCAGUGUAAAUAUCGCCGUCUCAUCGCAACAAACCGUUCAACAACCCCUUAAACAACAAGUUCAACAACCUGCUUACAUCCAACAGCAACCUCAAUUCGUGCAGCCAGUCUCUCCACCUCAACCGACCACCCAACCCAGUGUAAAUAUCGCUGUCUCAUCGCAACAAACCACUCAACAAGUUCAACCACCUGCUUACCAGUACAUCCAACAGCAACCUCAAGUUGUGCAGCCCGUGAACCAGGUGGUGGUGGUGCAGCCAAAUCUCACCGACACUUCUAGACAAAAGAUGUGUCCCAACUGCCGAAACACUGGUAUGACUCAGCUCAGGUACAUCAAUGGAAUGCUCACCUGGCUGAUCUGUGGCGUGGGUGGGAAUCUUCGGGUUCUUGCCUUGCAUGUGCAUUCCCUCCUGUGUGAAUUCAUGCAAGGAUGUGGAGCAUUCCUGCCCCAGCUUGUGGCCACGUCCUGUACGUUCAUAGACGCACUUGAAACAACUCUGCUGAAGCAACAACAAAUAAAAAUCUAUGAAGCAAUCUAUCGGUUUCCUCCUGAGAACCCAUUUCCUCAGAUCUAG
Molecule: messenger RNA, 744 nt
Organism: Gasterosteus aculeatus aculeatus (three-spined stickleback)
Lineage: Eukaryota; Metazoa; Chordata; Actinopteri; Perciformes; Gasterosteidae
Source: RefSeq, a predicted model, not a curated record